UUGCGUUUUUGCACUGCUGGUUGGAGACUGGCGAUGUGAUGCGCUUCCAUCUGCGGCGAGUGAGUGAAGUGGAGAGUGCAUGCGGCGAACAGACCAUUACACAGCCUGAAGAAUUGACCAAUAUAUUGAUUAGGCAUCAAGAACAACCAUGCGAGCGCUACUGGGUUUGUUGGUGUGUUCCCUGACUGUUCUCUUUGUCCAUGGUUUGUACUCUGCCAGUGAUGAUGUAAUUGAACUCAACCCCUCCAAUUUUAACAGGGAGGUCAUACAGAGCGACAGCCUUUGGCUGGUAGAGUUUUAUGCCCCUUGGUGUGGUCACUGCAAGAACUUGGCUCCUGAAUGGAAGAAAGCAGCCUCAGCUUUGAAGGGUAUUGUGAAGGUGGGUGCUGUGGAUGCAGACCAGCACAACUCAUUGGGAGGCCAAUAUGGAGUCCGAGGCUUCCCAACCAUCAAGAUCUUUGGGGCCAACAAACAAAAACCAGAGGAAUUCCAAGGUGGGCGUAGCAGUCAGGCUAUUGUAGAUACAGCUCUGAAUGCUCUCCGCUCCCUAGUAAAAGACAGACUUAGUGGAAAGACUGGAGGUUCAGACUAUGGCAGACAGAGUGGAGGCGGCAGCGCUGGCAGUAAGAAAGAUGUGGUGGAGUUGACUGAUGAUAACUUUGACCGAACUGUGUUGGACAGCGAUGAUGUCUGGUUGGUGGAAUUCUUUGCUCCCUGGUGUGGACACUGCAAAAAUCUUGAGCCCGAAUGGACAGCAGCUGCCACAGAAGUCAAAGAGCAGACAAAGGGUAAAGUGAAACUGGGUGCUGUGGAUGCUACUGUCCACCAGGGCUUGGCAAGCCGCUAUGGGAUUCGAGGAUUCCCCACCAUCAAGAUCUUUCGUAAGGGAGAGGAGCCAGAGGACUAUCAGGGGGGACGUACCAGAUCUGACAUCAUCGCUCGUGCCAUGGACCUCUUCUCUGACAAUAUCCCUCCUCCAGAGCUUCAGGAGAUUCUGAAUGAAAAUGUCUUAAAGAAGACCUGCGAAGACUACCAGCUGUGUAUUAUAGCUGUGCUGCCUCACAUUCUAGACACCGGUGCAUCCGGAAGAACUGGUUACCUGGAGGUUAUGAAGAGGAUGGCAGAGAAAUACAAAAAGAAGAUGUGGGGUUGGUUGUGGACUGAAGCAGGGGCUCAGAUGGAUCUGGAGGCUUCUCUCGGGAUUGGAGGAUUUGGCUAUCCUGCCAUGGCAGCCAUUAAUUCUCGCAAGAUGAAGUUUGCUCUGCUCAGAGGUUCCUUCAGCGAAACGGGCAUCCAUGAAUUCCUUAGAGAACUUUCUGUUGGCCGUGGUUCCACUGCUACAGUGGGAGGUGGAGCUUUGCCUAAGAUCAACAGUGUAGAGCCCUGGGAUGGGAAAGAUGGAGUGCUGCCUUUGGAGGAUGACAUUGACCUGAGUGAUGUGGAUCUGGAUGAUUUGGGGAAGGAUGAGUUAUGAGAGGGCCUAGUCUAAACUACUCUAGACUACUAAGACCCAAACAAUACCCACAUCUUCUCUCCCAUGGAUGAGGGGAUGGUUGGGACACAAAAUUCACAAAUAAAGCAAAUGGUUGUGCAGCUUUUAAAAAUGUAAAAAAAUGUAAAAAAUCUCCCCGUUAGUUUAAAAAAGAAACUCACCUCACAUAACUCCUUCAGGAUAGUUCACCCAGAAAUGGGAACUCUGUCAUUUACUCGCCCUCAUCUUGUUCCCAACCCAUAUGACCUUCCGUGGAACUCAAAAGGAGAUGUUAAGUGGAAUGUUAGCUUCAGUCACCAUUCACUUUCACAGCAUUUUUUUCAUACAAUGAAAGUGAAUGGUGACUGAGGCUAAAGUUCUGCCUAACACCUUUUUUUUGUUUCACAGAAGAGGAAAAAAGUUUUACAAGUUUGAACAACAAAAUUCAUAAUUUUGGUUGAACUAUACCUUUAACAUUUGAGUUAGUGACUGAUUGAAUCUUUCAAUCAGCAUGGUGAACUAGAAUGUGAAUGUCUGAUUAUUUUCUCUGUCCAAUCACUUGUUUCCAGCACACUCAGCUGUAAACAGAUGCCACACAGAGGUUCUUCAUAGGACUCUUUCAAAAACACAAAGUAUAAUAUCUAUAUUAUCUGUUUCAUAGACAAUAUUUGUUAGGUUUAAUCUGAUGAUUCUUGCAAUAUACUGUUGACUACAGUAACCUCUAAGCAGUGAAGAUUAAUGUACCUUUUCCAUAAGUUCAGCAGCUCCUUUCCUGGGGAGAAAUCUUGUUGGACCCAAGUUUCAGGAAGCAUUAUUCUUUCUCUUUCACCAUUUCUCCCUCUGAUGUGACUAUUUGUUUUUAAAUGUGUUACUGAAGUCAGCCAACUUGUAAUCCAAUUUGUCUGAUGUGCUGGACAGGGUGUAAUGUGGGCAUCGUGUAGAUUUUUCUUACACAGCUUUGUUUUGAAAAUCAAAAUGUUUUUGUUAUGAAAAUAAAACAAAACAAGUAAUAAA
Myxocyprinus asiaticus (Chinese sucker) is the source of this 2485-nucleotide messenger RNA. RefSeq names its product protein disulfide isomerase family A, member 6 (gene pdia6). Gene Ontology annotation, molecular function: protein-disulfide reductase activity; protein disulfide isomerase activity. Gene Ontology annotation, biological process: response to endoplasmic reticulum stress. The transcript is spliced from 13 exons. The record is from RefSeq and is a predicted model, not a curated record. Bases 149 to 1474 code for a protein of 441 amino acids. Gene Ontology annotation, cellular component: endoplasmic reticulum lumen. Lineage: Eukaryota; Metazoa; Chordata; Actinopteri; Cypriniformes; Catostomidae.